UUUCGGGAUCAAGAAAUCGGGCACUCCCACAGAUCCACCAGCAGAAGACUAGCCUGUCUGUCCGGGCAUUCACAGUUUCUAGAUACAGAUUUAUAGCAUCAAUACAGCAGAGAAGUGUGAGUCCCGCAGAAUUACUCAUACGACAUCCCAUUGUAGCCCGAUGCACAAUCCCUAGGGACGCCUUCAAGAUGACGCCCUUCUCUGUCUCCAGGAUGUCGAUGAGAGAGCACCCCGACGAGGCCAUUACUCGAGCCAAUGUAGAGCUUUACAAAGCAAGCCUAUGUAUUCAAAAUUGUCGUACAUCAAUUCUCCAGUUGCACACCAUCCGAAAAGAAGAGAAAAGAUGUAGAAUGCAAGUAACCACAAGCAUUGAGGGGAGCCAGUACCAUCAGUGAUUCAUCCUCAUAACACACCAGAAUCUUAAUUUAUAGAAUUGAUUCUCUAGCGAGUUCAUCUCCGAAAGCCUGCUAAAUACAUAUAGUAAAUCGAUUGCGCGUUCCGUCUAACCUGCACGUUAUGAUGGGGUUGGAAGAUAGUGACGCAGUGUACUGGCGGCUGGUGUGCGACAAAGCGGCACUGGCGCUACUGAUCGUCGUAUGCGGGAUGAAAAGUAAG
Messenger RNA from Pseudovirgaria hyperparasitica, 615 nucleotides. RefSeq lists its product as uncharacterized. Lineage: Eukaryota; Fungi; Ascomycota; Dothideomycetes; Acrospermales; Acrospermaceae. The transcript has a single exon. The record is from RefSeq and is a predicted model, not a curated record. The coding region runs from base 189 to 395 and encodes 68 amino acids.